This is a messenger RNA of Adineta steineri, 858 nucleotides long. The record is from the annotation of a GenBank genome assembly. Lineage: Eukaryota; Metazoa; Rotifera; Eurotatoria; Adinetida; Adinetidae.
AUGAAAAAUAUUAAAAUAUACGAUCUUGCACUCCAGUGGCUUCGUCAACAACCAAAUGUUCAAUCUGAAAUAUCUGCUAUGCAAGAUGAACAAAGUCAAAAUCAAAAUUCAGCUCGAAUGAUUGAUUUAUUUACAACACCAACAGUACGUUGGGCAUUACUUAUAACAGUAUUUCUUCAAUUAUCUCAACAAUUAUCUGGUAUCAAUGCCGUUAUUUAUUAUUCAUUAUCGAUAUUUCAAUCAGCUGGCUUCAGUAAAGAAGUAUCUUCAUAUGCAAAUUUAGGUUUAGGUGGAGCAAAUAUUAUCGUAACAAUAAUAAGUGUUUUUCUUAUGGAUCGUCUUGGUCGACGUAUUCUUCAUCUUACAGGUCUCGGUGGAAUGUUUAUAACAAGUCUUAUUCUUGUUAUAUCACUUCUUGUUCAACCAACUCCAUUUUGGAAUAUGAUGUCACUUGUUAUGACUAUUUUAUAUGUUGCAUUUUUUGGUAUUGGACCUGGAUCAAUACCAUGGUUAAUCACAGCGGAAUUAUUUAGUCAAGCAUAUCGUGUACCAGCUUCAAGUAUUGCAGUAUUAGUUAAUUGGUCAGCUAAUUUUGCAGUUGGUCUUAGUUUUAAACCUCUUUUUACGGAUGUUAUGCAUAAAUAUACAUUUUUAUUAUUUACUGGAUUUUUAUUAAUAUUUUUUUUGGGAACAUUUUUCUUCGUACCGGAAACCAAAGCAAAAAAUGUUGAAACAAUCUAUGCAGAAAUAAAUGCUGGUCAAGUAUGGCGUAAACGUCAACCAGGAACACAUUCUUUUGAAAAUCCAUCUGGUCGAAUUGAUAAUGUUGGUACUACAGUUGGCUAUCAGUCAUUAUGA